CUAUUUUCUUUAGCGUUUUUCUUCCAGGUCGCGUUACAUUUUAAAAACUUUUAACCUUUCUUGUAGAUUUAAAACUUGUUAAUAAUAAUAUGAGGAAAACUCAAGUAGAUAACGGAAGCACAAUUAGAAAAAAGGACCAACAUAGUGAUAGUGAAUCUAGUUGGUUACAAGAGGGACAUACGUUUAACGGAAAAAGCUGGGUCCCAAAGAAACAUCUUGUUAAAGAAGAUUAUAAAGAAAAGGUAGAGAAACUCAAAGCUAAAAGCGCAUUGAAGUUGCGCAAGAAAGACGAGGAAAUUGCCGAAAAGAACGAAACUAUUGAAAAGUUGUAUUCUGUGCUUCAACUAUUAGAAAAUAAAGAAAAGGAGAUCAAGAAGGAACUUGAAAGCAAGGAAAAAGAGUUUGCGGAGUACAGAAGUGUUUGUAACUCAAAACUAAAAGCAAUGCAAGCCGAAGUGGAUCAAAUAGGAGGCCAACUACGCCUUAAUAACUCUACUAGCAGGACUAGAGAAAUUCCUCCCGAAUUUGUAAAGAAUAUUUGCUUCCAAAAAAGUGAAAUUAAAAAUUUUAAAAAGGAACUAAACAAUUUUACAUCAACAAUUGUCGAUGAAUUUAGCUCUUUUUUUAAAUACCUUGAAUUUAUUAUUAAAGAAUCUUCAAAAGGCUUAGAACUCCUGAAUAUUUAUAAAAAAGUUAACGAGGAUCUAAAACAAGAACGAGAUCUCUUAACUGAAACAACGUUUAAACUAGAAAAGAAACAAAAAAAGCAACAAAAAGAAAAUGAGAAUCUACGUAAAGAGAUGGAGAGGAUCCAAGAAACUCAGAAAAUUUGCGAACAGUCAAGAGGGGAUGGGGAUGAAGCACACAAGUGUUGGAGGCUACUAAUCCCAUCAAGUGCGGCUAUACUUGGAGCACUCGUGAUGCUCUUUUAUAUAAAAAGGAAAUAA
This is a messenger RNA of Zophobas morio, 947 nucleotides long. RefSeq lists its product as uncharacterized. The record is from RefSeq and is a predicted model, not a curated record. The transcript has 6 exons. NCBI's taxonomy places the organism in Eukaryota, Metazoa, Arthropoda, Insecta, Coleoptera, Tenebrionidae. Bases 90 to 947 code for a protein of 285 amino acids.